This is a messenger RNA of Colius striatus (speckled mousebird), 2235 nucleotides long. It is a transcript of the gene TRMT5, whose product is annotated as tRNA methyltransferase 5. Bases 487 to 2019 code for a protein of 510 amino acids. The transcript has 5 exons. Gene Ontology annotation, cellular component: mitochondrial matrix; cytoplasm. Gene Ontology annotation, biological process: mitochondrial tRNA methylation; tRNA N1-guanine methylation. NCBI's taxonomy places the organism in Eukaryota, Metazoa, Chordata, Aves, Coliiformes, Coliidae. The record is from RefSeq and is a predicted model, not a curated record.
ACACGGCUUUUUACCCAGAAGGAGGGCAGUGGCCAGUGCCUCAGGGUGGAUGUGUCUAAGGCAAGCGAGAGAACCCAUUUCCUUUCAGACCUAAGUGUUGCAUCUCCCCUAUCGCCCCUCAGUCUUAAAACAAACUUCCCAAGAAGUCUGGAAACACGUCAGCCUCGCACAUCACCUAAAUCACUGGUUCCUGCCUAGGAGCAGCUGAUACAGAGUCAGGAAAGUUGGGCCCCUCUGGACUGUCUCUAGUGGAGGAAACCACUGAAAGAAGUGUAAUGCUACUUUUCAAACCCCCAUCCUAUGAAUGAAGCGUGGAGAGGGGUUCGGCUGUUUGAGCAGACAUUACUAAUGCUUCCCUGUACCUUCAGGGGAAUUCUGUAUUUAAUUCAUGGUCUUUCUGGCACGCAGUUCGUGGAGCAAAGACAUUACAAGUGUGUAACCCCUUACCACUGGGGUACAGGAAGCAGAAACUGCUGAAGAGUGAUUAUGACCACUAUUGUUAAUAACUGUUUCCUGGCAACCACUGCUUGGACUUUCUGGAGAUUUGGAUACUCUGCCAGACUACUGAAAACUAAUCAUUUUAGGACAGCUGCAUCAAAUACAUCAUUUCCAGCAGCUCGGAUGCUGUUGGCACAAUAUUCUGGCAGAAUACCUGGGCUCUUUGUUGGAGUAAGAAAGACCAGUUUUUUUACAAUGCCUGAAACCGUGGAGGAUAAAACUAACCUGGGACUGUACUCGCCAGACCCUGCAGUGCGUGGCAUGACAGUCCUCGACAGAGAAGCUUUUAAAAGGACAAUCGUUGUUCCAGUUCUUAAAGUCAAGAAAGAAACUGUAAAUGCUUUGCUCAAGUCCCUAAAACACGUGGUACUGCAGCGUCCUGGCCUAAAGCGAGUGGUUGAGGAUGCGGAAGGUGAGGACAGUAGACUUGUUCUUUUGGAUCCUCAUAAAGUACCUGAAUUCUCACUGGGAGAAUGUGAGCAAGAGGUAUUAAAGCAGCUUAACGUUCAUCCUGAGGUGUCCAAGUAUAACUUGGAGCUGACUUACGAGAACUUCAAGUCAGAGGAGAUCCUGCGAGCGGUCCUUCCAGAAGGUCAAGAAGUCACCUCUGGGUUUAGCCGUGUCGGUCACAUAGCUCAUCUCAAUCUUCGAGAUCAUCAGCUACCAUACAGGCAUUUGAUUGGCCAGGUUAUAAUUGACAAGAAUCCAGGGAUCACCUGUGCAGUGAAUAAAACCAGUAUUAUUGACAGCACAUACAGGAAUUUUGAAAUGGAAGUGCUUGCUGGAGAGAGCAACCUGGUAACCAAGGUCAAAGAAAAUAACCUCGAGUAUGAACUGGACUUUUCCAAAGUCUACUGGAACCCGCGUCUCUCCACCGAGCACGGCCGCAUCGUCGAGCUCCUGCAGCCCGGGGACAUCCUCUGCGACGUCUUCGCCGGGAUCGGACCUUUCGCUAUCCCAGCAGCCAAGAAAAAGUGCCACGUGUUCGCCAACGAUCUCAACCCCGAGUCCUACAGCUGGCUCCUGCGCAACUGCAGGCUGAACAGAGUAGACAACAGAAUCAAGGCCUUCAACAUGGACGGCAGGGACUUCCUUCUGGGGCCGGUGAGAGAAGAACUAAGCAAAGUGCUCCUUCAGAAGGAAGAAAAAACCUCUUUCCAUAUAGUUAUGAACUUGCCAGCUUUGGCUCUUGAAUUCCUGGAUGCUUUCAGGCACCUCGUAGCCGGAGAGCCAUGCAGCAUGGCCGCCCUGCCCACAGUGCACUGCUACGGUUUCUCCAAACAUGAGGACCCUGCCAAAGAUAUUCAGGAACGAGCUGAAGCUUCACUGGGAACCUCCUUGGAGGGUCGCUGCACCACCUACCUGGUCAGAAACGUAGCACCAAACAAGGAGAUGCUGUGCAUUAGUUUCCAGGUCCCGGCAGACGUGCUGUGCAAGAGGCCCUGCCCUGAUGAAGCAAAACCAUCCUCCAAACGCCUGUGUACCAGCAAAGAUUUUCCUGAAGAAAAGUUCCUGAGUUGAAGAUGAGUUGCAGCAGCUACCUCAGUCGUUUGGGUGAGGUGCAACACGUUACCUCUGCUUUACCUCUGAGUUAUUUGAAGCCCGCCUGCAUCACCUCUCUCCAGUGUGGAGAUACGUGUGGCAGCUUUGCUACCUUUUGUUUUGCACUGUGGGCUCAUGAAGCAGAUUGAAGUUGUCAUUGCUACCAAAAGGAAAAAAAGAAAGUAAUAAAACUUU